Messenger RNA from Onychostruthus taczanowskii (white-rumped snowfinch), 1302 nucleotides. It is a transcript of the gene PTMA, whose product is annotated as prothymosin alpha. The transcript has 5 exons. NCBI's taxonomy places the organism in Eukaryota, Metazoa, Chordata, Aves, Passeriformes, Passeridae. Gene Ontology annotation, biological process: negative regulation of apoptotic process; positive regulation of transcription by RNA polymerase II. Gene Ontology annotation, molecular function: histone binding. The record is from RefSeq and is a predicted model, not a curated record. The coding region runs from base 113 to 448 and encodes 111 amino acids. Gene Ontology annotation, cellular component: nucleus.
CGGCGGCGCCGCGUGAGUUCCCACUGGCUCGCGCAAAGCCAUCUUGGCAUUGUUCUGCCCGCCCGCCCGCGCCGCCGCAGCCCCGCGCGACACAGCCCCGCACGCCCCCGCCAUGUCCGACGCGGCCGUGGACACCAGCGCUGAAAUCUCCGCCAAGGAUCUAAAAGAGAAGAAGGAAGUUGUUGAAGAAACAGAAAAUGGCAGAGAUGCACCAGCCAACGGCAAUGCUGAGAACGAGGAAAACGGAGAGCAGGAGGCUGACAACGAAGUAGACGAAGAGGAGGAGGAAGGUGGUGAAGAAGAGGACGAGGAGGAAGAGGGUGAUGGUGAGGAAGAGGAUGGUGAUGACGAUGAUGAAGCUGAGGGAGCCACAGGCAAACGGGCAGCUGAGGAUGAUGAGGACGACGACGUCGAUCCCAAGAAGCAGAAAACCGAUGAAGAUGACUAGGCAGCAAAUUUUUUUUUUCUUUUUUUUUUUCUUUUUUUUUUUUUUUUUUUUAAAUAAGGAGGAAAACAAACCAACAAAAAAGGCCAGCGCGUCCUCUUCACCCUUGGGUCUCCCCUUGGGACUCCUGUUGCAGCCCCCUUUCCCUCACACACCCCUUCCUCCCCCCUCCGCCGUGGUCAUCCUCACCAAGUAGAGUGAACCCCGUCCCCGCCCCCGGCGCGGCGCUGCCACUCAACGAACAUGGAAACGAUUCGCCCGUUAGCGGGGAGAGAAAACCCCCCUUCCCCCACAAACCCUCUCCCCCCCGAGCACCAAAACUUCAAGGCCCUGCUUUCUUUCUUAAAAGUACUUUAAAGGAGAAUUUGUUUGUAUUUUUUAUUUACAUUUUAUAUUUUUGUACAUAUUGUUAGGAGGUCCGCCAUUUUUAAGUGAUCUCGGAUUGACCAAAAGGGGGGCUUUGAAGUGUAUAUCUCUCUUGUUACCUAUCUCUGACUUUACUUGUGGUGUGACCAGGCCCAAACCAUUAUCUCAAAGGAGAAUAAAACAAAACCUUGUAAAAAAAAAAAAUUAAAAAAGACAAAAAUGCAAAAAAAAAAAAAAAUUACAAUCUUAUUCUGAGCAUUCCAGUAACUUUUUUUGUGUAUGUACUUUAGCUGUACCAUAGAUCGUGGUUUGUAUGAGGUGGCAAGGCCAAAGAUAAAAAGGUUUUCUUUUUUUUUUUUUUCUGUCUAUGAAGUUGCUGUUUAUUUUUAUUUUUUAUUUUUUUUUUUUUUUUUUGGCCUGUUUGAAGUAUGUGUGAAACAAUGUUGUCCAACAAUAAACCGGAAUUUUAUUUUGCUGAGUUGUCCUAACAA